Molecule: messenger RNA, 300 nt
Organism: Oikopleura dioica
Lineage: Eukaryota; Metazoa; Chordata; Appendicularia; Copelata; Oikopleuridae
Source: the annotation of a GenBank genome assembly
AUGAUCAAAACAACCGAGGACUUUGAGAGGCAAGGCUGCGACAAUUGCAAGCACUAUCUCCAUUUUCAGGGGAACAGGGACUUGAUGAUCGAGUGCACAUCUUCGAGUUUCACGGGGAUGAUAGGGAUGAUGACUCCUGAUCAGAGUUGGGUUGCGAAGUGGCAGCGAAUCGACAAGUUUACCCCUGGAAUGUACGCGAUUUCCGUCAACGGCCGCCUACCGCAGAGUAUCCUGAACGAGCUAAAAGGCAAAUGCAUAUAUCUGCGCGACCGAGACACUUCUCUUCGCAUGAAAGACUAG